This is a messenger RNA of Paramuricea clavata, 7830 nucleotides long. The record is from the annotation of a GenBank genome assembly. Lineage: Eukaryota; Metazoa; Cnidaria; Anthozoa; Malacalcyonacea; Plexauridae.
AUGUUCUCCCAAGCUUCUGGUUCAGUCUCUAUGAACGUCGCUGGUCCACCACUGGCAUUCGGUAAUCGGACAUCCCUCAUUGUUUCCGAUGGCUACAUGAACCUGUAUUCUCCAACCUCCUGUUUAUAUGACGAGGAUUUUUGCACCAGAGGAUUUUCUGUUGCAUUGUGGUUAAAGAUCGAGUCGUUGUCUAAUACUGCAAGUUACUAUCUCACUGGUGGAAAGGCAAGCGAAGGAUUUGCUAUUUAUUCUCCACUGCAAGCAGGUAGGUGGAAUUGAGUGAGAUUAUAUUUUGUACAUGUAAUACAUAACCUGAGUGAACUAAUUUAAGGUGGCUCGAUAUAGUUAUAUCACAAAAGCCCUGCUCAAGAAUCGCGAACAAAACCGGGUGACCAUUUUUACGCGCUGGUCGCGGAAACGGAUUAACGAAAUGAAAGAAGUUGCAAAAUGACCUGACGUGAGCAGUUGCUCGCUCCAUCAUUGCGCGUGUUCUAUAGCGUUUUAUGUCAAUUGCUGACGUCAUUAGAAUUUUCUAUUUUAGAAAACCAAUGCGCUAUAUCUUUCCAUUUUGUUUGGUAAACUAUGUUCAAAUUUGUAGUUUCAACAUGUUAAAGUGUUGAACACCUGAAUUUUUGAAAAGUGAAUCGAGCCUCCUUAAAGUGCCUAUGACACGAAAUUUCACCCCAAAGGUUUAUGGUUGCAUUGUAAACAUCACUUAAAAUGACUUAAUAAUUUCUUUUAUAGAAUUUUGGUAACUUGCUCCCUUUUCAAGAUAUUCAACUUUGUUUCAUAUGCACAUCGCAUAAUGAGUUUUCAGAAAAGUAUAGUUUUCUUGACGAAUAAAUAUCUAAAAAACUUUAAAAUUGACCUUCUAUAUGUAUUAAUGUCAUAACUGGUAAUUAACCCUCUGUAUUUGUUUGUAAAAAUAUUUUAUCAAGGUAAAAUAUUGCGUUUUCAAAAUGUCAUGAUGUGAUGUGAUGUGAUGUGAUGUGAUGUGAUGUGAUGUCACACCGGUGAUAUUUGCAUAUGAAACAAAGUUGAAUAUCUUGCAAAGGAAGCAAGUUACCAAAAUUCUAUAAAAGAAAUUAUUAAGUCAUUUUAAGUAAUCUUUACAAUGCAAUCAUAAACAUUUGGGGUGAAAUUUCGUGUCAUAGGCACUUUAAGGCCCGUUUACAUUUGCAAUUUUUGCUGCGAUUUCUAGUGCAAUUUUCUCUUCUGAUGGAUGUGAAUGAGUAAAUAGAUUAUGAAUCUUCUGAGAAUAUGUACCCUCAUCUAAACCGGCACUUUUAACUCCUCCACUCUUCUGUAAAAACAGAUUGGUUGAAAUGACCAAUUUAAAUUGGUUGUCUUAGACGCAUCUGUUUUUGGCCAAUUUUAUUUGGUCAAAACAACCAUAAUCAGUAUUGGUUGUUUUAACCAUUUUUUUGAGUUGUUUUAACCAAUUUGUUGGUUGUAUUAGCCAUAAUAAAAAUUGGAUAAAUUAAUGCGUCUGAGACAACCAAUUUAAGUCGGUCAGAAAAUCGGGCCUUUAAAGUUCAGGACUGUAUAGCUCUAUGUCUCUUCUACCAAGAGAGGUAGAUGCUAAGGAAUCCCUCAGAAAAGAUAGGUAGACACAGUAGGUAGAAUCCCUGAGAAAUCCCUCAAAAUUCAGAAAAAUCCUAUGGAACCCCUCAAAAUCUUCUUUUCCUGCAUGGGGCCUUAAAAUAACAAACAUGUAAAAUACUGUAUAAAUUACUAGAAACAAAAUUUAUGCAACUUACAAUUGCUUGCGUGAACAUUCAGUUCAAUACGCCCCUUACAUGAAUACCAUGCAUGCAGUAUAAAUCAAAACGAUGUGUGAUUGGAUGGCAUGCAUCGAGAACAGUGUGAUUUUCAAAAAAUGUAACGACAAUAAAAAUUGCCGACCACUGAAUCGUGACUGCAUGAUUGUAGUACAGAGGCCUUUGUCGGUAUCAGACGAGCAACGAGGGAGUCUUUCCCUUUUUUGCACUAGAUCAUGGAGUACCGUGAGCUCCCAGCAGUGGCGUAGCCAGCUCGAUAAGUGUGGGGGGGGGGGGCAUAUUCAUAUUUUGGUUUUUUCACGCAAACUUACAUUUAAAAAAAAACCCAGCCUUUUGCAUGCUUAAUUAAUGCAUUUGCAUAAUGUGGAUUAAUUCACUUAUUCACCAAUAGCGACGCCAUCUUGAAUCAUGAUGCAUUAUGGGUUAUCCAGGGUAAAAAUCCGAAUUCAAAAGCCUUUAAUGUCGUAUUGAGACACAAUACGAUAAUUUUUUUUAUAAACACUUUCUUGAGGACAAUGGGCAGUGUAAAUCAAUUUUAUGCGCACUUUGUUGAAAUUAUUUACCUUUUUAGGCCUAACAAACUAUAGAUUUUAUCCUGAUUUCCCAGCUUUUGUGUGUUUUCCUAGUUCUUCUAAAAAUUGUCUGUUAUUUUCAACUAUAAAAACGUGUCUUUUCGCCUACAUAUUUGAUUUACAGCCCUUCAAAAACGUUCAAUUACCCUGGAUCACCCAUAAUGCAUUGCGUUAAACGCGAAAUUCAAGAUGGCGUCGCUAUUGGUGAAUAGGUGAAUUAAGCAUGCAAAAGGUUGAUUUUUUAGGAAAAACUGAUAUAUAUAUAUAUAUAUAUAUAUAUAUAUAUAUAUAUCUAUCUAUCUAUCUAUCUAUCUAUAUAUAUAUAGAUAGAUAGAUAGAUAGAUAGAUAGAUAGAUAGAUAGAUAGAUAGAUAGAUAGAUAGAUAGAUAGAUAGAUAGAUAGAUAGAUAGAUAGAUAGAUAGAUAGAUAGAUAGAUAGAUAGAUAGAUAGAUAGAUAGAUAGAUAGAUAGAUAGAUAGAUAGAUAGAUAGAUAGAUUGAUUGAUUGAUUGAUUGAAAUCUUUAUUUAAAUACGGUGGUUUUAUCAAAUGGAAUAAAUAAUAAUUAUUUACAAUUUGUUCUUCCUAAAAGCCGUGUAUAAUUUACGAUAUACGUACAUUUUUACAUUUUUUUUUUGGAAUUUUUGAAAGAAAAGAGACUAUUUACAAUUAUUCAUAGAAUAAUAACUGACUAUGUUGGUGCAGAUAGCAGAUGUUCUAAUCUUUUUAUGAAUCUUUUUAAUGAAGGUUCAUGUUUAAGUUCGUCUGGUAAAGAAUUCCAUAGCUUUGCUCCAGUGAAAGCAAAACUUGAAUUAUAAUAAUCUGUUCGAUUUACAGGAAGCUCGAAAUUUAAUUUGGAUUGACGAAGGCUAUAAUCAUUUAAGCUACUAUGAAAUGUAAACAUUUCCGUUAAAUAUUCUGGUGCAAGACCAUGUGCUAUUUUAUACAUCAUAAUAGCUUUUUGUUUUUCUCGCAUUUCUUUUAUAUUCAUCCAGUUUAAUUCCGCCAAAAUCAACGAAGAUGAUUUUAAUAAGGGUGCUCCCGUAAUUAUGCGCGCCGCUCUGUUUUGAAGAACUUGCAAUUGUUUUUCCAAUGUCUCACUUAUAUUGUCCCAAACAAUUGAACAGUAAAUAAAAUAGGGUUCAAUUAAUGCUCUAUACAGAGACACAAGAUUUUUCCGACUAAAGAGUUUCUUCACUUUACGGAGGGCUGCAAUAUUACGGGAUACCUUUAAACGGAUGCUCUGGAUGUGUAUUUCCCAUGUUAAGUUCUCGUCAAUAUCGACACCUAAACACUUUACAGAUCUAACUUUACUUAAUGUCACAUUAUCAGCCGAUAAUACUAUUGAAUCGUCAAGCGCCGAUAAUUUUGUCGUGAGCCAAUUAGCAUAAAAUCUGUUUUUAGGACAUUUAGCGUCAAUUUAUUAGAACAAAGCCAUUGAAAUAUGUUGUUUAGAUCACUUGUCAUUUGCUCUUGAAUUGAUUUAAUGUUACAACCUGUAAAGGUCAUAUUUGUGUCGUCGGCAAAUAGUCUGGCAAUACUGUGGUCCAGGCAUUUCGGUAAAUCAUUUAUAUAUAACAAGAAUAAGACUGGACCAAGAAUGGAGCCCUGUGGUACUCCACAUUUGAUGAAGUCCUUGUUAGAAUAGACUCCAUUUACAUGGCAGACCUGUUGCCUAUCAUUCAAAUAUGAUCUAAACCACAAUAAACUUUGAUCAUCGACACCAUAGCAUGCUAAUUUCAUCAAUAAAAUUUCAUGGUCAAUGGUAUCAGAUAGAUAGAUAGAUAGAUAGAUAGAUAGAUAGAUAGAUAGAUAGAUAGAUAGAUAGAUAGAUAGAUAGAUAGAUAGAUAGACAGAAGGAAAGGCGAACUCCAGACAGAUCAAUAAUAAUGUUGUUUUAUUACAAACGUUUCGCCAAAACAGGCUUCAUCAGUGUAAAAAGUUAAAAACACAAGGAUAUAUAUAUAUAUAUAUAUAUAUAUAUAUAUAUAUAUAUAUAUAUAUAUAUAUAUAUAUAUAUAUAUAUAUAUAUAUAUAUAUAUGUAUACAUACAUACAUACAUACAUACAAAUAACAACAAAAAAUAAUAACAAAAACUUGAUACCACGAGCUGUUUGAGAGCAAUUUCUUUGAGAGCAAUUUCAAAUCUGUUCAGUUUUUGUAUACACCCUCGAUCUAUAUAGAAUGCUCAAGGAAAUAAAAUUUAUUUCAUAUCUGUUUAGUUUUUUUAUACACCCUGUAUAUAGAAUGUUCAAGGAAAUAAAAUUUAUUUCAUAUCUGUUUAGUUUUUUUAUACACCCUGUAUAUAUAGAAUGCUCAAGGAAAUAAAAUUUAUAGUCGCCUUUGUCUUAGAGUAAAAAUGCUUCGUUGACGUUGUGAACACGACUUCAUUGACGUUGCCGUUGUAUAAUAGGCUAACUUUCCAACAAAGAGCCUUCGUCUCUAUCGCGAAACGUCAAAGUUAUAAUUAAAUUGGGUUAAUUAUUACGAAUUAAAAAAUGAGGUAUUGAGUUUAUAUAAUCAGCCAAACCUAAUUGUAUCAGAUAUACAGGCUCUUCACGAUCAUGAUUUCUUAUACUAACAUUGACAUCCCAAUCCUGCUUUCUUUUGCUAAUUUUGCUUCUUUCUUAAUGUUAUAUCAUUAAUUAAUAAUGUUAACCAUUUUGUUUUUACGGCAGAGAGUGAAUCUAACGCUGAUCUUGGAAUUGGCAGCUACCGCUUACCAGAUAAAUCGUUCACGGCAUCCAGUUACACUGAAGAUGGACAACCGCAUUUUGUCAGGAUGUCAUUAGGUAAACACACUGUUGAUUUUAAUGAAUUUGAAUUAUCUUAAUCUUAAUGUUAAUGUCAGCUAAACUGUUCAAAUCUUAAUAUCAGCUAAAUUGUCAGUGUCACAAUCAUUGGGCAUUCAUUAGGCAUUCCAAUUAGUCAGUGCACGUUGAGAACCACAAAUGACGACCGGAAAUUAACCCGUAAAAUGACCAUGUUGCUGAGUAUAACAAGGGGGGAUUUCGUUCUGGACCAAUCAGCGCAUUUGUUGACAAUUUCGCUCUAAGCCAAUCAGAAUUCGUAAUUGGUUAUUGUAGGAGUUCCUGCGAGCACAGAAAGCCCACUUCCGGUAAAAACGUACAUUUGAACAGGAAAUAUAGGGUCUUAAAUAAAGCUUCGAGGGGGUCAGGAUUAUUAAUUUUUUGAUUGGAUUCAACGUGACAAGGUAAAAAAAUAAUAAUUUUUUUAAAAAUUUGCCGCUGGGAUUCGCGUUUUAUUUCAAAAUUAUCGACAUUCGAACUUACGCGCUUUUUAUACGCCGCUAUUCGUAUGCCGAUAACUUUUUACUAGGCAAUAAGACGCAAAUCCCAGCGGCAAAUUUUUAGAAAGUUUCUUAUUUUACCUUGUCACGUUAAAUCCAAUAAAAAAAUUUAAAAUCCUGACUCCCUCGAAGCUUUAUUUAAGAUUCUAUAUUUUCUGUUCAAAUGUAUGUUUUUACCGGAAGUAGUAACCAAUUACCAUUCUGAAUGGCUUAGAGCGAAAUUGUCAACAAAUGCGCUGAUUAGUCGAGAACGAAAUUCCCCCUUGUUUUGCUGAGUAUUCAUUGCAUGACAUCGUGGACUCAGUCACAAAUUUUCGCGUGCUUUUUUUGACAGUUUUACUUGAUCUAUUUGCAGCAAAGUAAGGCUCAAAUUAUAAGUUUAAAAUAUUUUUUUGCAUUAUUCCUGAGUCACCUAAUAAUGAUUUGACGCCUUUUGCCUCUGCUUAACCUCAAAAUUCUACCAAUAAAUUAAACAUUUUGCGGACUAUAUCUUGAAAUAAUUUUAAUUUAGUAUAGUUCGCGGCCUCGUUGAUAAUCUGGUGUUUGAUUCGGAGGUUUUGGUAUGACAUCUGGAUCAGUAUUUUAAGAGAAAUUUGAGUGAGGGAGAACGUUGACGAAAUUCUAUGUUAAUUACGAUUACAUAAUUAUCCAGUUGAUUUCUUUUCUUCACGGUUCAUUAAUCAUUCAUUAGUUUGAAAUUAUAGUAUAAAAUUUACUUUUCAGUUGCAUGGAGUACAAUAUUUUAUCAAUCUUUAAAACAUCUCUUUUUUGCUGGCCUAGUUUUCUUUUUUAAAAACUGUACACCCAUACACGUAGGUUUUGUUCACCCAAUGUAUUAUUUCAAAGUUUUUCUCUUUAAACUAAAUUGAUCUAAAAGUCAACGAAUUUUGUUUUUUUACUGAAUAGUUCUGUAAGUAUCUGUUCCGCUUCUUAACUGUUGUCCCAAUAGACGUCCAAUUAGAUAUACCCUUGUUUAUCAUAGCUGUAGGCCUAUCUGUUUUUUUUAUAUCAUAUGAUUGUAAAGUUAAUUAGUAAAAAAAAAGUCAUCAAGGAGAGAGCUCGCAAAUAUUAGAAUAAAAAGAUUGACAAACGUUAAACGUCAUAAUGAAGUGUUAAUAGUGUACAUUUUCCUGUGAACGUUUGUUAGACACAAAUACGUUUAAUAUUGUAUCUCUCUGAAAACGACAGAGUUCCGGUUCCGGCCAUGCCUUUUUUAAUUAGUUCCGGCCGGAACCGAAACUCUGAAAAAUUGGGGUUCCAGCCGGAACCGGAACUCUGAAAAAUUGGGGUUCCGGUCGGAGCCGGAACUCUGAAAAACUGGGGUUCCGGCCGGAACCGAGUUCUGGAUCACCCCUAAAGCCGGUUUUACACUACGCCCGUAUCGAAGCGAAACGUACUGGUGAGCAUGCGCAGAUUGAAAAGAGGUUUAUAAAUCCACGUACUUCCGGGUGUAUUCGUGUAUCAAAAUAAAAAACGUUUAAAAACGUUUUUGAUACGUUUCGGUACGGUACGCUUCAAGUGGAAAACCGGCUUAAAGGCCGUUUUCUACUUCAAGCGUACCGUACCGAAACGUAUCAAAAACGUUUUUGAAUUUCAAAAUUUCGUGAAUGUUCGUUGGUUAGUACUUCCAUAGUACGCCAAAAAGUUGACUUGCGACGAACUGACUUUGAUACGCGAAUACACCCGGAAGUACGUGGAUUUAUAAACCUCUUUUCAAUCUGCGCAUGCUCACCAGUACGUUUCGGUACGAUAUGGGCGAAGUGGAAAACCAGAUUAAGUCCCUUCUCACAUACGACUGAAGCGAAAUUAUAACCUGCAGAUAACUGCAUAUUGCAGAAAUCGAAUCCCCGUUCGUAGAGGCGAAAAGUACAUUCAUUAUCCAUUGUGCUACCUAUAUUAAUAGUUCUUUGUUUUAUAUCGUGUCACUUGCAUGUUGUUUAUUUUAGGCGGAUGGAUAAGCAGCGUUUCUGAUGCAAAUCAAUACCUUCAAAUCGAUUUCUUAACCAUAAUGAAAUUCAAUGUGUUGCAAAUGCAAGGCAAUGCAGAUUUGGAUGCUUUUGUGAAGAAAUAUAUGCUAGCAGAAAGUGAAAAUGGCCUCACGUGGACUACAAUGAAAACCAGUUUAGGAGCUGAUAAGGUUGGUAAACUGGAGACGUUUUUAUCAAGGUGA